Messenger RNA from Aspergillus viridinutans, 4137 nucleotides. RefSeq names its product class V chitinase Chi100. The transcript is spliced from 4 exons. The record is from RefSeq and is a predicted model, not a curated record. Gene Ontology annotation, biological process: carbohydrate metabolic process. Lineage: Eukaryota; Fungi; Ascomycota; Eurotiomycetes; Eurotiales; Aspergillaceae. Gene Ontology annotation, molecular function: chitin binding. The coding region runs from base 1 to 4137 and encodes 1378 amino acids.
AUGCUACAACCAACCGUCAUGAAUUUCAUCAUUGUGACAGUCGCCUGGUCUAUUGCCGGCACUCUAGCACUGAAGGCAUCCAUCACCAAAGCCAUGGAUGCCUAUAUUGCGGCUCACCCUAUCCCUACUCUCUCAGUGGGAUCUACGCAGAGUGUCAAGGCCACCAGCAACCGGACCAGUGUGUUGCAGGGUGACUGGGCCUCUGGGCUCUCUAAUACAACCCGCAGUCGCUGCCCAGACAGCUGCAGCAUUCUUGGCCUGGAUCCCACAGGAUGGCCGGUCUACCACAGCGUGGAUCGUCUGGGCUGGUGCAACCAAACAAUGCUUCUCAACUUUGCCCUCUUUAAUUCGCUUGAUGACCCCAAGACCCAUGCUAGUAUUGCAGCUUGUGUGGCAGACCUCUCCGAUGACUCCGAGGUCACGACCAACUCAACCGCCGUUGGUAACGCAUCCUGUUUGCCAGAAAAGAAUGCAAAUAAAACCACCAACGUGACUGGAUCAUUGCAACUGUCCUCGUCUGCCUCCAUCCAAUCUGGUAAUGCUUCUGCAGUGAUCGCUGCCCUGAAUGAGCUGCAUGCACUCUCCCUCCUUUGUGAGGACGGAUGCAACGAGACCAUCCAGUUUGCCUUGUCGGGUCAGGCAGUUGUUGGCGUCUAUUCCGGCUCCGGGUUCGCGGGCCAGUCCGUCCUAUCGUCUGUUCUGGAGCAACUGGUCGACCGCGUGCAGAGCAACGGCAUAGGCAGCGAACUCGUGGUCCAGCUCUGCGACUUGCAUCAACGAGCUUCUCGGUACUCCUUGGGAGUCAUAGCUCACAUGGGGUCGGACUUUGCUUCGGUACAGCAAGCCGUCCAGGCAUGGAAGAACAACAGCUGUGUUACCACCACUGCUGACCAGACAGUCGAGAGCUGGAAGAACGUGACCUUCCUGGCUCCAGUUAUGCCACGGAACUCGACCAAUGGCACUUCCAUGGCCACUCAAUCCCCAUGUCUCUCGCAGUUGAAUACUCGUGAUACCUGCACCACAGUCCAGGUCGUGUAUGGCGAUACGUGCACAUCCUUAGCGUCCGAGUGUGGCAUCACCGGCACUGAAUUUGAAGAUUAUAAUACUGCCGAUGAUCUGUGCUCUUCGUUAACUGUUGGAGAAUACUUGUGCUGCUCUGAGGGAACACUUCCUGAUUAUUCACCUCAGCCUGAUGACGACGAUAACUGUUAUGUCUAUCUGGUGCAGACUGGAGACACCUGCGACUCUAUUGCCGCAGCCUAUGAUACCACCACAGCUAAAAUUGAGAGCUACAACAACGACACCUGGGGCUGGAUGGGCUGCAGUGACUUGCUGGUGGGCAACAACAUCUGUCUUAGCUCUGGCUGGCCGCCCAUGCCUACUGUCAUUACCAACGCAGUCUGUGGUCCGCAGGUAAAUGGCACCCCAACGGCACCUCAUGGUACGAACCUUAGUACGCUGAACGAGUGUCCUCUCAAUGCUUGUUGUGAUAUCUGGGGCCAAUGUGGCACCACCGCCGAAUUCUGCACCAUCUCGCAGUCCUCGACUGGCGCUCCAGGUACAGCUGCGCCAGGUCAGAAUGGGUGUAUUUCCAACUGCGGCACGGAUAUUGUCCUCACCGGUUACCCCUCGGACAUCUACUCAAUUGCCUACUUCGAAGGCUUUGACUGGUCGCGCCCGUGCCUGACCAUGUCCGUGAGCGAGAUCGAUACCAGUUCCUACACGCAUAUCCAUUUUGCGUUCGCCACCAUUAGCACUGACUACACGCUGAAUAUCAGCUCCAUUGAGGCGCAGCUCCCCUUCUUCACUGCUUUGAGCGGGGUCAAACGCGUCCUGAGUGUCGGUGGAUGGGACUUUUCCACCAGCCCAGACACCUAUAUGAUCUUCCGGGACGCGGUCACGUCUACCAACCGGGCCACGCUGAUUCAGAGUGUUGUCGAUGUCUUGGAGAAGUAUGACUUAGAUGGGAUCGAUUGGGAUUGGGAGUAUCCGGACGAGCCAGAUAUCCCCGGCAUUCCUGCCGGCACUGCGGCAGACAGCACCAACUAUUUCGUCACGCUAGGGCUGCUCAUGGCCGCUCUAGAUGGAACGGGCAGGACAAUCUCCGUCACUGCACCAGCGUCUUUCUGGUACCUCCAGAACUUCCCCAUCCAGGCGAUCAGUGAUGUGGUGGACUACAUCGUGUACAUGACCUACGAUCUCCACGGACAAUGGGAUUAUGGCAAUGCAUAUGCGGAUCCUGGGUGCUCGGGGGGCAACUGUCUACGCUCGCACGUUAAUCUGACUGAAACAAUCAACUCGCUGUCGAUGAUCACCAAGGCUGGAGUGUCAAACACCCAGAUUGUCGUUGGAGUGGCCAGUUACGGCCGGUCCUUCAAGAUGACUACUUCCGGUUGCUGGACGGAGAUGUGUACCUAUACGGGACCAGAUUCAGGCGCCCUGCCUGGCAUAUGCACCGAGACGGCUGGCUACAUUGCCGAUGCUGAACUGGAGACUAUCAUUGCGGAGAACCCCACGGCGGAGGUCCACUGGGAUACUGACUCGUUCAGCAACAUUCUCGUUUACAAUGACACGGAGUGGGUGAGCUACAUGAAUGACUCAAACAAAGCCAUCCGCAUCCUCCUGUAUGAACUCUACGGGUUCCUAGGAACAGCCGAUUGGGCUGUUGACGUGCAGUCCGAGGGGGGCAGUUCGUCGUCCUCUUCCUCGGAUGAUAACACCACCUCGAUGGCCUACAUCGGUCCAACCGUCUGGAGCGAAGCUACUCUGGUCGUGACAGGUAUGCCAGGUGAGACGUUGGUCUGGCCCCCUCUGCAACUGUCCGGCACCACCACGAUUAGUUUUCCACUUUGGACCACGGUGUUGUCGUUUUCUACUCUGUCGACCAGCACUUAUACGGACUCGGAUGGCUCGACAUCGACUGAUCUUGUAUACGACACCCUGACCAUUCCGACUGUCAUUACUGUUCCCCCAGUGACGACGACUGCAAUUCCCGUCUGGAACAUCAUUCUUCCAACUGAUGCCACUGACGGUGACAUUGAGCUGACCAGCUCUGUGCAGCCGCUUACAUUCACCAUUAUAAUUACUCCGGUUUGGGACGGUACCACAUCCAUUGCUGAGCCUACCAGCACAACACAGAACUCCACCAUCGUUGCAUGGCACAGUACCACAUACGUCAUUCCACCUGUCACGGAAACAGUAGGCUCCAGUACUACCAUCACAGGUGGCACCACGGGAACCCCAGUCCCUAUCAUCAUCACCCCGCAUCCCUAUCCCACAGACGUGACUUCAACCCCCGACCCGGAUCUCAACACAAAAUCAACCUCAUGGACAUCGGGCACCCCUGCGUCACCGUCCUGCGGCACUGGCGAAAUUUGUGGUAUCCCAUGCCUGCUAUGGUGCUACUCUGGCUGCCCCUUGUGUCCUCCAGGCCUCUUCGGCAGCACCAGCAGCGGCGGAAGCUCCAGUGGUGAUGAUUCAAGCGAUGAUUCCUCUAGCUCCUCCUCCUCUUCCUCUUCCACAGCAACCACUUCCACAGCAACCUACACAGCAGCGGGCUUCCACCUCGGAGAAGCCGAUAUCUUCCCGACCAGCGUAGACGACUACAGCAGCUUCGCGGCCUCCUCUUCGGCCUACCAGUCCGCCUACGACAGCCAGUUUUCCAGCACCACAACCAAGUCAACCACCACCAAAGCAACAACCACAACAACCGAGUCCACCAAGAGCACCACCUCAACAGCCUCAACGUCAACCGCAACAUCCACCUCCACAACUAGGAAGUGGGUCUCUUUUUACCUCAUGGAGGAGUAUACCGGCAUCUCCUGGAUCUUUGAGAGGAUGGUCAUCGACAGCAUUGGCGGGGUGGAGUACGACCCGUGCGAGGUGAGCCCUGAUGCCGAGGUCACCGCGGACACUGUCGCCCCGAAUCCGGACUUCCCGGACAGUGAUAUCGGCCCGUUCGAGGCGCAUGGGGUCCCCGGAUGCCAGUACACUGCAGGCAAGGAUAAUACCGUGGGGACGUUGACCUGUCCCGGUGUGGAUGGAAUUGCGUGUGCGAAGGAUAGUGAUUAUGGGGAGCUGUUUGAGUGUGAUGGGCCGGUUAUGGUUUAUGUGAUGGCUUGUUUUAGGGAUUCGUGA